Messenger RNA from Selaginella moellendorffii, 2706 nucleotides. Its product is annotated as ABC transporter G family member 10. The transcript is spliced from 2 exons. Bases 477 to 2540 code for a protein of 687 amino acids. The record is from RefSeq and is a predicted model, not a curated record. Gene Ontology annotation, molecular function: ABC-type transporter activity; ATP hydrolysis activity; ATP binding. NCBI's taxonomy places the organism in Eukaryota, Viridiplantae, Streptophyta, Lycopodiopsida, Selaginellales, Selaginellaceae. Gene Ontology annotation, cellular component: membrane.
AGUAGCAGCAGUGUGGUGAGUGAUUUGUGCGUUGCUUGAAUCAUGCUGAGUGGUAGCAGUGGAAGCACUGAAAAUGGAAGUGGAAGACGAGGAACAAGAGCUAUGGUGGGAGGAGGGAUUUAGUUGAGCAUAACUUCUAGAACCGAGAAAGGAAAAAGAAGGAAAAAACAAUGACUUACCUCCAGUCCAAAUGCCAGUGCCACCAGCGAAGAACUCCAAGUAAGUAGCCGAGCAGGGGAGUCGCGUUCCUUCGUCCUGCCUGCUAGGAAGGAGAUCGAUCGAUCGAUCGAGAAGAAGAGUACAAAGAGAAGAAGAAGAGAUCACACCAUCACUGCUGCUGGUGGUGUUGCUGCUGCUACCGGGAAGAACCAUCUCUCCUCUUGAAUCCCCUUCUUGCUUCUCGUCCUCCAAACUCAUUGAUUGUACCGAGAGCCUUUAAAGUCCCCUGCUUUGCUCGUCUCUGGAGUUCUUCGAGGAUGGGCGAUGCGAAUCCUCACACUGCUGCCGCUGCUGCUGCUGCUACUGCCACUGCUGCUACAAAUGAGAAUGCAGUCGACGACGUCCACAAGAUAUCUCGCCUCUCCUCUGUCGUCCCCAAUGGAGUGAUCAUCAAAGCUUCCCAGGUCGCCAUGGACUCGCCUUACAAGUCCCCCCGCCUCCGGACUUACGAGAUCGAGGUCCGGAACCUUUACUACAAGAUCAUCAAGCGGACCGACCGGAGCGGCUGCUUCCCUGGAGCUCGGUUCUUCCAACGCCACCAUCACCACCACCACCACCACCGUCGCCACCACCACCACCAGGCCAGGUACAUUCUUAGGAACGUUAGCUGCGUAGCUAGGCCCGGAGAGAUUCUAGCAGUAGCAGGACCCAGUGGAGCCGGCAAAUCCACAUUGCUCGAGGUUCUCGCCGGGAGAAUUCAUCCAAGUCACGGACCAUCUUCGUCCGUGAGCACCGUCAGCCCCAAGAACAGCAGCAUUCUCGUCAACAACCAGCCGAUCGACUUCGAGCACUUCCGGCGCGUCUCCGGCUACGUCAUGCAGCACGACGCGUUGUUUCCACUGCUCACGGUCCACGAGACGCUGCUCUUCAGUGCUCAACUCCGGCUGCCUUCGUCGCUCCCCAAGGCCGAGAAGGCGGCCCGAGUUGAAGCUCUCAUGGGAGAGCUCGGGCUCCUCCACGUAGCCGGCUCGCGGAUCGGCAGCGAGAACGUCCGGGGCGUGUCGGGUGGCGAGCGGCGGCGAGUUUCCAUCGGAGUUGACGUGAUCCACGACCCGGCUGUUCUUCUCCUGGACGAGCCAACAUCCGGACUGGACAGUGCUGGAGCGCUCCAAGUUAUCGGGAUGCUCAACAACAUGGCGGAGUCGCACGGCCGGACGAUAAUUCUCAGCAUCCACCAGCCUGGUUUCCGGAUCCUCCAGCUGAUCCACAACAUCCUGCUGCUAGCGAACGGAGCCGUCAUCCACCAUGGUUCUAUCGGCCUGCUCGCGACCAGGCUCCAGGAGGCCGGUCACCGGAUCCCCCAGCAAGUGAACGUUCUCGAGUAUGCCAUCGACACCAUCGACCUUGCUGCUGCUGCUGCUGCCGCCGCUGCUGGCGAUGGUGGUGACGUCGAAAUGGCGCUGGACGAAGUCACCUCCGAGGUGUCCGACGUAAACUCUCCAGGGCCCGAGGAGAUGCACCUCGACUACGCGAACUCUCGGUUCCAGGAGAUCAUGGUUCUGUCCAACCGCUUCAGCAAGAACAUCAUCCGGACGAGGCAGCUCUUCGCGGCACGGACGCUCCAGGCUGCGGUGGCCGGUCUCGGGCUUGGCUCGAUCUUCUUGCGACUGUCCCACAACAAGGGAGGAAUCCAGGAACGCUACGGCUUCUUCGCGUUCACUCUUACGUUCCUGCUGUCGUCGACCACCGAGGCUCUUCCGCUCUACCUCCAGGAGAAGCAGAUCCUUAUGAGAGAGACGUCCCGAGGCGCGUAUCGAGUCUCCUCGUACGUGAUCUCCAACACUCUCGUCUUCCUCCCGUUCCUGCUCGUCUGCUCCUUGCUCUACUCGGCUCCAACGUACUGGCUGGUCGGACUGAACCCGUGCAUCUCGUCCUAUCUCUUCUUCGUGCUCGUUGUGUGGCUCAUUGUCGUCAUGGCCAACUCCUUCGUCGCCUUCUUCAGCGCUCUCGUCCCGAACUUCAUCAUGGGCUACUCCCUCAUCUCCGGCAGCAUCGGGGCCUUCUUCCUCUUCUCUGGAUACUUCAUCGCCAAGGACAGCAUCCCGGAGUACUGGAUCUUCAUGCACUACAUCUCGCUGUUCAAGUACCCUCUAGAUGCGCUGCUCAUCAAUGAAUACUCGUCGCCACCAAACAAGUCGAGCUGCUACGGAGAGGUGGUGGCUGGAAAGUGCACGCUCUCGGGUCGCGACGUGCUCGUCCAGGCUGCUCUCGAGAACGACAGCAAGUGGCUCGACGUUGGUGUCAUGAUCGGCUUCGCGAUUGCGUACCGCUGCCUGUGCUGCCUCGUGCUGGGGCUCAAGACGAGGCAGAAGAAACAGUAGCUUAACGCAUUCCUUGUGCUUUCGAGUUCUAGUGCUUUUCGCUGCGAUCGAUUGUCAGCCUGCCAACUUAGAAAGCAAUUCUUGCUGGAUACCUCUUUACAACUGUAGUCCAUGUGUUGCGACGACUAAAUACGCCUUGGAAGUAAGAGAGGAUCGGGCUUAAGAA